Molecule: messenger RNA, 504 nt
Organism: Lactuca saligna
Lineage: Eukaryota; Viridiplantae; Streptophyta; Magnoliopsida; Asterales; Asteraceae
Source: the annotation of a GenBank genome assembly
AUGUGGUGUUCUUAUAAAAAAAUCCCAAAGCAGUUCGUGAAUUCUGGAAUCGAAGAUUUGCCGAAUUUGUCAAAAGCGAUCCACUUACCUAUACAUUCCGCAAUGUUUUGGAUCCUUUCUACCCUAAACAUGUAUGUGAGUUCUAUUACACAUGAUAUGUUGAUAUUGUUGCUCGAACCAUCACUAGAACCAUUGGAGAUGGUCAAUAUAAGGUCACUAUUGAUCUGGAAUCUAUUUAAACUUCUCUUCGUCUUCCUCGAUUUGAGAGUUAAUCUGAAACUCCUUCUGAAGAAAGUUGUCAGACUUCAUGGGAUUAUCUUUCCUAUUCCUGCUCUUUCGUCGAAAAUUAUCAUUGAUUCCCCAUCUAAGGAUGAUAUGUCCAUUACUGCAAGGAUGCAAAAGUGGACUGAAGAGCCCUAUGUGGUUGAAUCCUCAAACUCUGAAGAGGAUAAUGAUGAUGAUGUUGGUGAUGAAGAAGAUAAUGAUUUAGAAGCUGAUUAUUAA